Drosophila subpulchrella is the source of this 1394-nucleotide messenger RNA. RefSeq lists its product as uncharacterized. NCBI's taxonomy places the organism in Eukaryota, Metazoa, Arthropoda, Insecta, Diptera, Drosophilidae. The transcript has a single exon. The record is from RefSeq and is a predicted model, not a curated record. Bases 1 to 1311 code for a protein of 436 amino acids.
AUGGCAUCUUCCUCCGCUUGGCUUGUCCUCUUCCUGGGGAUCGGGUUCACUGGCGCCCUGGAUUUAAAUAUCCAAGCAAAUAGCAGCAAACUCCUGACGGUUCUCGACACAUCUGCUCCGGUCCAAGAGUUACUAUACCACAUCGAUGUGUGGCGAAAUGAGGCAGCCUCCGUGGCUCUGGAAUCUCCUGCUCCUUCCAAUCUGGAGUCCGUCAUUCGCUCUGAAGUCGGUGGAGAUUGGGAAAGGGGUCGGCUCGUCCUACAAUUGGCGAAUCAAGCGAGGACCGUAGAACUCAAGGAGGCCAUUUACACAGCUCUCUGGAAAGAGCUUCAGCAGACCAAGCAGAUAUACGAUCCCUCGAAGAUCCUGGACUUUUAUGACCAGCUGUCUCUGCAUAGUGAUGUACCACUUCAACUGAUGGAACUGAUCUAUCGUGCCUUUAUCAAUCGCAGUGCUCAGUUGUUGGAGGCUCCAUUUCACACAAACAGUCGAGAUGCCACUUUUCCGUUGGUAAGCUCUCUGGCCCAUCGUCUAACAUUCAGCACUUUGGAUUAUCUGAGGGACAUACUUGAAGUUCUCUACGAUGCUGUUUUAGCACUCGAAACGCCUUUGAGUGUAGUGCAGCGGCUGGGCAACUUUACGGCCAGCUUGACGCAGUUGGCUCAAGCCAAUCUGCAAUUACUUGGCAGAGAGGAGCUCAAACGGGGAGAUCCGCUGGUGCACCAGGCUUUGCAGAGCAACCUUAGAAAUUUACUGGAGCAGCCUGGUUUCGAGCAAGAAGUGGAGUCCUCCCUUCAAGCAGAGAUCUAUGCACACCUUCCCAAGGAUGAGCAACUCCUGUACACCGCUCGGAAGGUUUGCAUCCGCAAUGUAACCGAUGGGAAUUCCUACAUAUACGAAUGCCCGCAGACGUAUCUGAUCUGCAGUAACGUUCGAGAUUCUAAGAAGGCUGCCUAUUUCAUCCAACGUGGGCACAGCAGUGACAGCCGGCCGCAGUUUGCCUUCUACAGCGCGUUCUGGCGGAAUCGCUACAUUCUGAUGGAACCAGCUAAUGCAGCAGCGCAUAAUGCCACUAACUCGAUCACCAAAAACGUUUACAGCCGCACCAACAUUAACUGGUGGCGUGUGGUAUAUGGAAACGGAGGCAUCUCCUUGUACGAUGCAGCCACCGAGAAAUCCGUCCUGUGCGGUGGGGACCCAUUGCACUGGGAUGGCGAGGAGCAUCAUGUGUACACCCGUCAUGCAUCGGAGUUUGCAGCUCAUCAGGCGGAGUGCACUUGGGCUUUGGAAGACUGCAGCGAAGCCGCUUAGCUGGAAGUGAGAAGCGACGGUGCAGCCUCAAUUACUUUAAAUUAUAACUAUGUUUAUUUUGACUAAAAAGGCACAUGAGAAAA